AUGCCCCGCCCGCAAUUGGCGUACGAUGGGCUAUGGCGCUGCCUUUCCCCUGCAGCUCACAAGCGUGGCUUGCCCAGGGCUCUCAAUACUCUGGUUCUCGGUGAAAGAUUAGGUCAACAACCUCAACGUCUGGACAUAACUCAGUCCCGGCAGUUUGGAGUUAGCAAAAUUAGGGGUGCGCAAUCUCCAGAAUCACCUGGGCGAUUGCAGUCGUUGGAUUCAUUCUUCAAUGAAUUCGAACUACGGCAAAUCGAUGAGCGAAACAAAAAAGAAGCUCAGAUAGACAUGGAACUGCGGCAGAAGGAACAAAAAGCCCAGUUGAAAACCUCCAAGAACCCAGCUCUUGCUCCGGUUUUGCCUAACCUAGACAACGUCUCAACGCCACUUAUUGUUGAGGCGCUCAGAAGAUUGCGGCUACCAAAGCAAGCUGGAAACGAUAUGCUGCCAGACAACCGAUUUUCAAGGAUUGUCAAUAUUGUCAGGUAUCUUGUCAAAUUUCGGGAAUACCCUCUCGAUGCGUUGAUCUACGAGAGUAUGUUGGCUGCCAUGGCUGCUCCCAGCGGCUCGAGUGGGGGAAUCCGCAGGAUACUCGCAGACAUGCGUGAUCAGAACAUCCCCCUCAGUGCGGACGUAUGCUACCUUGCCCUCGAAGCACUCACUGUUCAUCCAGAAUAUGUACUGCGCCAGGAGGUCAUGGAGAUCAUGGACAAGCACUGGUUUGAAUACACCAUGUCUGCCAAGCAGAACAUUGCCGUUGCAAUGUUGCGAGAAGGACAACAUGAAUUGGCCAUGGAUAAAAUUGCCCAGCUAAUGAACGAAGCCGAACACAUCGAUCUCUGGGUGUACGAUGUGUUUAUUCUGGAAUAUGGUAGACUGGGCUUCUUUGACGAGAUGCUCUAUUUAUUCAAGCAAAGAAAACAUGCCAAGGGUACGGAUAGUUCUUUCAGAAAUAUCCAACUAAUGGCUCUGGAUAUGUUCAGCCAAGGGUUCCAUCACGCAGGGACACUUUUUGUGUGGGCAGAUGUUAUCAAAACCUCGAUUCAUAAUCCCUCUAACGGCAUUCUCGAAAACGUCUUGGCGACAGCAGCCAGGCAUGGUGAUGCCAAUCUGGCUACCGAAGCUCUUGAUAAGUUGUCAAAGCGUGGAAAACUCGACCAGUAUCACCACGAUGCUAUUGUUGAGGCCUUCGCUAAUGCAGGGGAUGUGGAGGGUGCGUUCGUCACCUUGAACACACUACAGAAUGCUGGAUGGGUUGUAGACCAGGGGACCACCCGACCUAUCUUGCAGGCGUUACUCAGGGACGUGGCUCUUAUUCACAAAUCAGUCUAUGCCAUUCAUAUUAUGCACAAGGAGGGCCCAGUUGCUUUGGACGCCGUCAUGGUCACGGUCGAGGCACUGGCUCGAACUCGGACUUCGGAGGCUGCUAUGCCUUUGUUCCGCGACACAUACCGCUUCACUGGCAGAAAUCCCCGUUGCAGCGACAUCGAGAAGUUACUCCGCUACUGUGUGGACAUGGAGGCAAAAUACGAGCUUGCGAAAGCUUACAAUGCUGAGAUUGCGAAGAUGGAUCUUGUCCCAGGCACACCAGCACAGGAUGUGGUGUCUGCACAGGAUGAGUCUGGACAGGGCGAUAUAGACUUGGAUGUCACAGUUUCCAAGUCAUGGAUGGACCGAGCGGAUGCAGCGGCCGCAUACAACAUAAUAAUUCCAGCUUGCGCAGAGAAGGGUGAUUUUGAGCUUGCAUUCAAGUUCAUUGGCCUUGCCAAGGCUGCAACGCUGGAAUCCAUCAAGGUUUCAUCUGACAGGCGAGUGCCAGGCUCAACUCUAUGGAGGUCCUCAGGGUGGGUUGAGCCAUUCGUCAAGAAGGCUCUUGAUGCAGAGCAUCCUCGGGUGUGGGAGCUCGUUGACGAAUUAGACCAGGGUGACGACGCCCCGGCUUUGAUGAUUCGGCAGGAGCUCCAACGAAGACGCAUAAACAAACGUGUCGAGCAGCGAGCAGGCUGA
Fusarium sp. VM40 is the source of this 2004-nucleotide messenger RNA. NCBI's taxonomy places the organism in Eukaryota, Fungi, Ascomycota, Sordariomycetes, Hypocreales, Nectriaceae. The record is from the annotation of a GenBank genome assembly.